This is a messenger RNA of Eufriesea mexicana, 1223 nucleotides long. RefSeq names its product fez family zinc finger protein 2. The record is from RefSeq and is a predicted model, not a curated record. Gene Ontology annotation, biological process: embryo development; regulation of transcription by RNA polymerase II. Gene Ontology annotation, cellular component: nucleus. The transcript has 2 exons. Gene Ontology annotation, molecular function: DNA-binding transcription factor activity, RNA polymerase II-specific; RNA polymerase II transcription regulatory region sequence-specific DNA binding. Lineage: Eukaryota; Metazoa; Arthropoda; Insecta; Hymenoptera; Apidae. Bases 69 to 1223 code for a protein of 384 amino acids.
CGUGUUCAGAUCACGGAACUGAUCUCGAACGAGCAACCAGCUGAAUUCUCACGCUUUCUGUCUCUACCAUGCAACCGUUCUCGACCGGCAGCACAAUGGCGACCGAAACACCGACCAGCCUUCCGCCAGAGAGGGUUACCUCGCCGGCACCCUGCAAGAACUUGACCUUCUCUAUCGCGAAGAUCAUGGAACCGGACAAACGUCUCACCGAGCAGAGCAGUAAUCAGCAAACGACACCGCCGCAACCUCCGCCGCCUAGCAUCCCUUCGUUAACUUACUCCGCUCACCUGGAAUCGGCCUUCAAGAAGUACGUGCCAACGCUGAGGCAUCAGAAUCUCCUGCAACCCUAUUCUCUUCUCUACUAUCAUCCGAACUCGUUGCUGAACGCCUUCCCAGCGCCGCCACCCACCACGCCGACCGUUCCGCAGAACUCGCCGAUGCCCAACACCAUCCACAAAGCGUUCUCGAAGAUGAGCCUGGCCGCCAUCACGGCCGAGAGCCAGCGCGAGAAGAAGAGCCCCGGUCCGCGGAACAACGAGCUCAGCAGCACCACGAACAAACAGAAAACCUUCACCUGCUCCGUAUGCGGGAAGGUGUUCAACGCCCACUAUAACCUGACCAGACACAUGCCCGUUCACACAGGCGCGCGGCCGUUCGUCUGCAAGAUCUGCGGCAAGGGCUUCCGCCAGGCCAGCACCCUGUGCAGGCACAAGAUCAUCCACACGGCGGAGAAGCCGCACAAGUGUCCGACCUGUCACAAAGCUUUCAACCGUAGCUCGACCCUGAACACGCACCGACGCAUCCACGAUAACUACAAGCCGUUCGUCUGCGAGCACUGCGGCAAGGGGUUCCAUCAGAAGGGGAACUACAAGAAUCACAAGCUGACGCACAGCGGCGAAAAGGCGCACAAGUGCAACAUCUGCAACAAGGCGUUUCAUCAGAUCUACAAUCUCACCUUCCACAUGCACACCCACAACGACAAGAAACCGUUCUCCUGCAAGAUCUGCGGCAAAGGGUUCUGUAGGAACUUUGACCUGAAGAAACACAUGAGGAAGCUGCACGACACCGGCUCACCUAUACUAAACGGCCUAGGUACUUCAUCGCAGAGUCACAACCAACAGUCCGGCUACGCGUCCGUUCACCAUGGACCGGGCGGCCAUUCGUUCAGCCCGUUCCUGAUCCCGCCGCCCGGUACCACGAGUUACCUCACCAAGAUGUUGUGA